AUGGCUGCAUACCACGUCAGGGCUAAAGAGUUAAUGUCUAAGUUUCAAGACUGCUUCAUCGAGCAAAUACCACGUGAACAGAAUAACAAAGCUGGCCUUAUAGCACGUAUGGCCAGCGUAGUCAAACACAGCUGGAUGAACUCGGUGACUCUGCUCUUUGAGCCUAGUCCAGAAGGGAAACAGGGUUAUGGAUCACCAAGAGUGCUCAUUUCAGAUAAUGGGUCACAGUUCAUAGGGAAGCAGAUAGGGGAAUUCUGCCACAGAAUGGAUAUCUUGCAAGGCUUUGUGUAUGUGGCUCACCCACAUGCUAAUGGUCAGGUGGAGCUCACCAAUCGCACAAUAUGUGAAGGGUUGAAAAAGCGGCUUGAAAAGAGCAAGGAAAGAUGGGCAGAAGAGUUUGACGGUGUCUUGUGGGCUCAUCGAACCAGCCCAAAAAUGGCUACAGGGGAGGCACCAUUUACACUAGUGUAUGGUUCCAACAAUGUCAUACUAGCAGAGGUACGCUUGGCCUCACAUAGAAUUUUGCAUUACGACCCCAUCCAAAAUGACGAACUUUGA
Salvia miltiorrhiza (redroot sage) is the source of this 558-nucleotide messenger RNA. RefSeq lists its product as uncharacterized. The record is from RefSeq and is a predicted model, not a curated record. NCBI's taxonomy places the organism in Eukaryota, Viridiplantae, Streptophyta, Magnoliopsida, Lamiales, Lamiaceae. Gene Ontology annotation, molecular function: nucleic acid binding. Gene Ontology annotation, biological process: DNA integration. The transcript has 2 exons. The coding region runs from base 1 to 558 and encodes 185 amino acids.